GUCACAAUUUAAGAACAGAUGUACCUUAUAGCUCAUGGAAGAGAAGACACAAAUCAAGACAUUUUUGGGUUCCAAGUUGCCAAAAUAUGGUGCAAAAUCUGUAAGAAGUACACUGAAGCCAAUGCCCAAUGGGACAGCUGUUACUCUAUUAGGAACGUCCAAGGGUAGUAACGUCAAAAGUUAUAUAAAAAAUAAUGGCUCUGAUUGUUCAUUGUCUCAUUCCUUUAAUUGGAGAAAAGCAAAUAAAUACCAACUUAGUGCACAAACUGUUGAAGAACCUAACAAUACUCAACAUUCACAUGAUAAACUAAUUGAUCCUGAAAAACAUGCUUCUACUCAAGGAAUGUUGGAUAAAAAUGGGGUAAAGGGAGGUUUAAAAAGCAUUCCUUUGUUCACAUCAAAGUUAACAAGGCCAUCUACUAUGUUUGUAUCGUCUACAGAGGAGGUAAACCAAAAGUCUUUUUCUGGACCAUCUAAUUUGGGUAAAUUCACCAAAGGCACAUUACUAGGAAGGACUUCAUAUUCUUCAGUCAGUGCUCAAAAAUCUCAGUUGAAUGGGUUUUAUGGAAAUCGAUCAGCUGGUAGCAUGCAGAGGCCCAGAGCAAACUCCUGUGCCACUCGAAGUAGUUCUGGAGAAAGCUUAGCACAGUCCCCAGACAAUAUUAAGUCUAUGGCUUGUGAAAGAAUGGUAAGGUCACAGAGUUUUUCACAUUCCAUUCAGAAUUCAUUCCUUCCCCCUUCAUCUAUAACCAGAUCACAUUCCUUCAAUAGAGCUGUUGAUCUUACAAAGCCUUAUCAGAACCAGCAGCUACCCAUUAGAGUGCCUCUUCGGUCAAGUAUGCUAACAAGAAGUUCUCGGCAUUUGGAAGUACUCAAUGGGAAUGAACAUUUGGGGUAUGGAUUUAAUAGGCCUUAUGCUGCUGGUGGAAAGAAAUUGGCUUUAGCAAAUGGUCCAGGUGUAACUUCUACUUUGGGUUAUAGGAUGGUUCACCCUUCUCUACUGAAAUCCAGCCGACCUCCAUUUUCUGGGACUAUCACAAUUGAUGGUAAUAAAAAUUCAUCUCCUGACACAUGUGUAGAGGAAGAGGCUACAGUUUUAGUUAAGGACAAUACUAUCAAUAAGGACCAAGAAGUAGUUGAAAAUGAAAGUUAUAGAAGAGAAAAUGACCAGACCAUGAAACAUGAUACUAAAAUUAGAUACCUGAGUGAUGAUGUGGAUGAUAUUUCCUUGUCUUCUUUGUCAUCUUCUGAUAAGAAUGAUUUAAGUGAAGAUUUCAGUGAUGAUUUUAUUGAUAUAGAAGACUCCAACAGAACUAGAAUAACUCCAGAGGAAAUAUCUCUCAAAGAAGAAAAACAUGAAAAUGGACCUUUGAAGGAUACAUUUGAUUCCCCCAAGGAAAAUGAAAAAGCCUUUUGUAAAACUGACGAAUGGAUAGAUUUAAGUGUUUCUGGUAAAUAUUAACAUCCUUGAAUUUACUUGCUUUCUCCUAGA
This is a messenger RNA of Dipodomys ordii (Ord's kangaroo rat), 1492 nucleotides long. Its product is annotated as serine-rich coiled-coil domain-containing protein 2-like. Bases 35 to 1462 code for a protein of 475 amino acids. Gene Ontology annotation, cellular component: microtubule cytoskeleton. Gene Ontology annotation, biological process: microtubule bundle formation. The transcript has a single exon. The record is from RefSeq and is a predicted model, not a curated record. NCBI's taxonomy places the organism in Eukaryota, Metazoa, Chordata, Mammalia, Rodentia, Heteromyidae. Gene Ontology annotation, molecular function: microtubule binding.